Molecule: messenger RNA, 2301 nt
Organism: Macrosiphum euphorbiae (potato aphid)
Lineage: Eukaryota; Metazoa; Arthropoda; Insecta; Hemiptera; Aphididae
Source: the annotation of a GenBank genome assembly
AUGGUUACAUAUUUAUUAUCAAAACAUCAUACAGAAACUGAUGGUAUGUUUGACGAUAUUUUAACUUAUGAAAGAUUAUAUAAAAUGCGUACAACCCUUUAUGGCUCAAAUAAACAAACCUCCUCAAGCAAUUCAAAUUUAUUCAUUAAAGCUAGUGCUCAAAAAAAUGAAAAAAAUAACUCAAGUCUAGAACCGAAGCAAACCUUAAUCAAACGUUGUUUUAAUUGCUAUAGUACUGCACAUACUAUUAUUAAUUGUCCAGAACCUAAACGGAAGCCGGGGUCAUGCUUCAAGUGUGGAUCUACAGAACAUCAACAACGAGAUUGUAAGAUGAAAAUUAACAAAACAAGUCGAGGCACCAGCGAGGACUCAACAAUGAUGAUUGAAAUCGAUGAGGCAAGUAAUCCACCGUUUAUGCUUGGUAUUGAUGUCAUGUGUGAGACAACUCGUUGGACCACAGAUGCGCUGAUUGAUACAGGUAGUCCAAUUUCUAUUAUUAAGGAAAAUGCUGUUCCUAAAGAUGUAAUUGUUAUCCCUCCUAGUUCUAAACUUUCUGGUAUUAAUAAAAGUCCAUUAAAAGUAUUAGGUGUUAUUAAUACAAAAGUAUCUGUAAACAAUUUACCAGUAGAUUUAAAUAUCAUAUUUUAUGUUGUUGAUAAUAAUACUAUGAAUUAUAAUUGUUUGUUAGGAAGAAAUUUUGUUAAUAACAAUUUAAUCAAAUUAACAUUUGAUAAAAACUUGUUCAUUGAAAAAAAUGAUUCUUAUAAUGAAUUUAUUGUUGAUGAUAUCAUGUUAAUUGAUACUGGUGUGUCAAAUUCAUUACAAUUAGAUAUUAAUAGUGACUUAUGUGCUGAUAUGCAAGAACAGGUUAAAGUAAUAUUUGAUAAACAUUAUACUAAUGCAGUAAGGCCUAUAGAGAAAAAAUUUCAAUAUGAAAUGGAGGUAAAGUUAACUAAAGAUCACACACCUAUUUAUUUUCAACCUAGGCGAAUGUCUUAUAGUGAUAAAGAAAAACUUAAAGUAAUAAUUGAUGAAUUAUUAACAAAUAAAAUCAUAAGACCUAGUUUUUCUCCGUAUUGUUCUCCUAUUGUACUAGUUAAAAAGAAAAAUGGUAACCUUAGACUCUGUGUAGACUUCAGGGAAUUAAAUAAAGUAACAAUUAAAGAUAGAUUUCCAUUACCAUUAAUUGAUGACCACCUUGAUAUGUUAAAAGAUAAAAAAUAUUUUACUAGAUUAGACUUAAAAAAUGCUUUUUAUCAUGUUAAAGUACACAAUGACUCUGUUAAGUAUUUAUCAUUUGUAACUCCUAUGGGUCAAUUCGAAUAUACUUGUAUGCCUUUUGGAUUUUGUAACAGCCCUGCAAUAUUUAUGCGUUAUAUUAAUAAUAUUUUUUAUUCUUUGGUCAAUUCUAAUAAAAUUUUGAUCUAUUUGGAUGAUAUUCUUAUAAGUACUGAAACAAUAGAUGAGAAUAUUAGCAUAUUAAUUGAAGUAUUUGAUAUUAUGACUGAAAAUCACCUUCAAUUAAGAUUAGACAAAUGUUCGUUUUUACAGACUAAAAUUCAUUAUUUAGGCUAUGAGAUUAGUCAUAAAGGUAUCACACCUAAUCCAGAUAAUGUUGAUGCUAUACAUAGUUUUCCUAUACCUAAAAAUGUAAAAGAAGUUCAUAGUUUUUUAGGGCUAGCCAGUUACUUCAGGCGGUUCGUUAAAAAUUUUUCUAUUAUUGCUAAACCCUUAUAUGAUUUAUUAAAAAAAAAUCAAGACUUUGUUUUUGGGGAGGAUCAAUUGUCAACAUUUGAAAAAAUCAAAUCAUUUUUAACAUCUCCACCAGUUCUGUGUCUUUAUUCACCAUUAUUAGAAACAGAAUUACACUGUGAUGCUAGCCAAUUAGGAUUCGGUUCAGUUUUGGUUCAGAAACAGAAACAUGACAAUACCUUCCAUCCAGUAUUUUAUUUUAGUAAACGCACCACUGAGUGUGAAACAAGAUAUCACAGCUAUGAGCUAGAGUGUUUGGCAAUAAUUUAUGCUCUUAAAAGAUUUCAUAUUUAUUUACAAGGUAUGCCUUUUACAAUUGUAACUGAUUGUGAUAGUCUUAGACUUACACUAAAUAAAAAGGAUAUUUGUCCUCGUAUAAUGCGUUGGGCAUUAUUUCUUCAAAGUUAUGAUUAUAAAGUAGUACAUCGCCCUAAUAAACAAAUGUGUCAUGUAGAUGCAUUAAGUAGAGUGCAAAACAUAUUAAUAUUGGAAGCAAAUACAUUCGAACAGGUAUUAUCUAUUAAACAAUCAACAGACCCUCAAAUUUAG